AUGACCCUACAGACUAUUUAUAUUGCCCGUCAUGGCUUCCGUUCAAACUGGUUACCUCCACCACACCCUCCUAACCCAACUGGAAUUGACCUGGAUCCAGCUUUGGCUCCACAUGGUGUGGACCAAGCAGUCGAACUAGGCGAAUACUUGGCCACGCUUCCAAAGGACAAACAGCCCCAAUUUAUAAUUUCUUCUCCGUUCUAUCGUUGUGUGGAAUCAGCUAGGCCGUUUGCUGAAAAGCUGGGUUUGAAGGUCCACCUAGAUAGAGGAAUUGGCGAAUGGUUCAAGAAGGACAGAGGAGUGGUGCCAGUGCCAGCAGACUACAAGAAAUUGGGCGAGUUUUUUGCUGAAGUUUUGGGUGAGCCAACUACUUGGGACUCUGAAAGUGGCGUUGUUCCUAGUUCUCAAGGUGAGAGCGAGGAGGAUGUGCUUGAGAGAUCUCACAAGUUCUGGAAAGCGUUCAUUCCAGCUUUCGAGAAGAAGCACCCCGAGGUCACAAGAUUGCUUCUCGUGAACCACGCAGCCACCAAGAUUGCGUUGGGAAUGGCGCUUUUGGGCCACGAGUCGCUUUACGACGAGAUUGAUUUCAAAGGAACUAAGACAAGAUUGAGAGCCGGCGCGUGCUCUUUGGAUAAGUUUGAGAGGGAAGACAAUCACUGGGUUUUGCUAGAGAACGGUAAGACCGAUUUCUUGAAAGAUGGCGAGGAGAUGAACUGGAACUUCGACGUCAAGGUCGAGGCUGGUUCUGACGAGGACAUGAAGAGAAGAGCCGAGGAGGCAAAGCAGAAGCAGGGUAGCGAGAACCCAACCAAGCCAGAGAAAGAGCCUUUGGAGUUCGAGGACGUUUACGUUGCUGUGGAUGUGCCAAUUGUGGCGCCCUCAUACUACGAUGAAUCUGGAGACAGCCGAGAUAUUGGCGAGCUGCUUUUCAUCAACCCAAACGCCAAAUUCCAGCUAGCUGGCGUGGAGGAAGAAAGGCCUCUUUUCAAAAUCAGUGAAAACAUGGUUGCCGGCGCGGACUCCGAAUCGGCCUCUUUCAGCAAUUCGAAUGCAAUUGACGGUCAAAUAUACCAGGCCCGCUGGAGAAAGCUUCUAGGGACCGAGCUUGUUUUUGACGACGAUGGAGCUGUCAUUGGCACUGUUAGAGAGCAUUUGGUGGCAGAGCCUUCUAACAAGGCAAGAAAGAAACCGAGUGCAUCAGCUGGUGACAAAAGUGACGCUAUGGAUGUCGAUUCUGAGGCUGGAGAGAAGGCUGAUAUGAGAACAACUUUUCUUAAGACGGCUGUUGCAGCAGCCAGAUCAAAAGCGGCAGCGGAGUAG
Molecule: messenger RNA, 1320 nt
Organism: Candidozyma duobushaemuli
Lineage: Eukaryota; Fungi; Ascomycota; Pichiomycetes; Serinales; Metschnikowiaceae
Product: transcription factor TFIIIC subunit
Exons: 2
Coding region: 1-1320 (439 amino acids)
Source: RefSeq, a predicted model, not a curated record